AUGACUGUUCUUUAUACUGACCGACAUUUGAAGGAGAACAAGAAGCUCGAGAUCCAUGUACCUCCCAAAUUCACAGCAGAGCGGCCUGCUUUCUCAUACAGCCAUGUGGUUAUUGACUCCGCCAUUGCAGACCAUGCUGUAGCCCAGAAGCUCCCAAAGCCAAAUGGCAAUGUCUCGACGGGGCUCGGACCAGACCAUUUUUCUGACUUGGCAGUUCGGCCUGAUGCGCCAAAGACUAUGGAGGACUUACUUGCAGGCGAUACUCCCCAGAUGUCUGUUCAUAUCACAUCCUUCACAAAUGCGACUCUUGUCGGACUGUCAUGGCCCCAUACCUUGAUGGAUGUCAUGGGUCAGCAAGCCUUCAUUCAAGCCUGGUCACUUGUGCUGGCCGGUCGUGAGUCUGAAGUGCCGCCUGUGCUUGGUGCGCAAGAGGACGAAUUGUGCGCAAUCGCCGAUGCACCUGCUGAAAAUGCAGAAGAGUACAUACACAAGUCGAAGCAACUGAAGGGGAUGGCUAUGGUGCAGUUUGGGGCACGAUUCGCAUGGGAGAUGAUGACAGGACCUGCUCCGGAGACUCGAACCAUCUGUCUGUCCAAGAAAGUCGUGGCUGCUCUACGGUCACAGGCACAAAGCGACCUCCCAGAUCCUGUAAAUGGCGAGGAAAAGCCUUUUAUCAGCGAUGGUGAUGUUCUAACCGGAUGGACAAUGCGCGCAGUAGCCACGUCUCUACCAUCCCCCCGGCCUGUGACUGCGCUACACGCCAUGAACGCCCGGUUCCGACUACCCUCGCUCAUAAACGCAAAAGGGGUCUACCUGCAGAACAUGCUGGUCCCUGGCUUCACUUUCAUUCCGGCCGACACAGCAAGAGGCCCAAUGGGUCCCAUUGCCCUGACUAAUCGGCAGCAUUUACUCGAACAAGCAACAGAAGCCCAAGUCCUUGCCAGUCUGCGCGAGCAGCGAGUCAGCGGCGAUCCAUCCAAGCUUCUCUACAGCGAUGCAAACGCUCUCCUCAUGCCCUUCACGGACUGGACGAAAGCAAAAUUCUUUCAGUCAGCAGACUUUGGUCCAGCGGUAACAACUAGGCUGGUGGUCAUCAUUCUGGGCAAGGACUUUGAUGACAAUUAUUGGAUUACGAUGACGAUGUCGCCAAACGCCUGGAGAAACAUUGAGAACAGUCUAGAAGGAUUGGCCUAA
Parastagonospora nodorum SN15 is the source of this 1194-nucleotide messenger RNA. RefSeq lists its product as hypothetical. The transcript is spliced from 2 exons. Lineage: Eukaryota; Fungi; Ascomycota; Dothideomycetes; Pleosporales; Phaeosphaeriaceae. The coding region runs from base 1 to 1194 and encodes 397 amino acids. The record is from RefSeq and is a predicted model, not a curated record.